This is a messenger RNA of Drosophila montana, 2507 nucleotides long. Its product is annotated as G-protein coupled receptor moody. The transcript has 3 exons. Gene Ontology annotation, cellular component: membrane. NCBI's taxonomy places the organism in Eukaryota, Metazoa, Arthropoda, Insecta, Diptera, Drosophilidae. The record is from RefSeq and is a predicted model, not a curated record. Gene Ontology annotation, molecular function: G protein-coupled receptor activity. Gene Ontology annotation, biological process: G protein-coupled receptor signaling pathway. Bases 132 to 1727 code for a protein of 531 amino acids.
GGCGCAGGAACGAGCUCGUCAUAGUUCGAAACGCCGCAUUCCUUGGCUGCGCGCACACAGAUAGCCACCCACCCACCAAUCCAAUCCAGAGCAGAGGAACACGCGACAAACCAGUCACAGCUGGGCGUAGCAUGAUUCACCAGUUGGAUAGCCAGACGGAGGGCCAGAUCCGGCUGCUCGGCGUGCCAGGUGCCGUUGCCCAGCCGCUGGCAUUGGCCCGCAAGGCUGGCGGCGCCAACAGGAGCAGCAGCAGCAUGGAUCAGCUGACGGCGCCGGAGAACGAACUAUUCGAGGGCUAUUCGGACGAGCUGCUGACAUUCGCAUGGAUCGCGUGCAUUGCGUUCAUCAUUGUCGGUGUGCCCGGCAAUCUGUUGACCAUUGUCGCCCUGUCGCGCGGCAAACAGACGCGCAACUCGACGGCGAUAUUCAUCAUAAAUCUAUCCUGUUCGGAUCUGCUCUUUGGCUGCUUCAAUCUGCCGCUGGCCGCGUCCACCUUUAAGGAGCGCGCCUGGACGCACAGCGAUCUGCUGUGCCGCCUCUUUCCGCUGCUCCGCUAUGGCCUCUUGGCCGUAUCCCUGCUCUCCGUCUCGCUGAUCACCAUUAAUCGCUACAUCAUCAUUGCCCAUCCGCGUCAGUAUCCACGCAUUUAUCAGCGUCGAUAUUUGGCGCUCAUGGUGGCGGGCACCUGGCUGGUGACGUUCUCGAUUAUGAUACCGACGUGGCGCGGCGUCUGGGGCCGGUUUGGCUUGGACACCAGCAUCGGGUCCUGUUCGAUAUUGCACGAUAAGUACGGUCGUUCGCCCAAGGAGUUCCUUUUUAUGGCGGCCUUUAUGCUGCCCUGCAUCUGCAUUGUCAUCUGCUAUGCAAGAAUCUUUCUGCUGGUCCGUCAGGCGGCGAUGCGGGCGGGUGCCAAGAGCUCCGAGCUGGCCAUAACGCCGCCGAUACAAAUGCCCACGCUAGCACAGAAGCCGCCCGUUGCCGUUGACAAGCCAAAGGAUAAAGGCAAGGCCAAGAGCAAGGAUAAGCGGAGGGAGCAGGACAAAGAUGAGGAUUCCGGCACAUCGCGUCCCUUUGUUGUCGCCGAGAGUCUGGCCUAUAUCGACGACAACGCCUCCUCGGAGAGUUUUCCCAUCUCGUACAGCAUCAAACAGGAGGCGCCUAUCGAUGCCAAUGUCGUGCUCCAGGACAAUAAUCUCGCCAAUAACAAGCAUUCGGUUUCUGGAUCCGCUCCAGCAACGGGUUCUGCCACUGCCGAUGCGACAGUCAACAAAUCCCAGACCCAGCCGGAGCAGGGCCGCAACUCAAAGAACCCAAUCACCACAUCGCUGCGCACUUCGUUCACCCGGUUCAGUCCACGCAAAUCGCACUAUGUGUCCAUGGGUAAUACGUCGAACGCGUCGUCGAUCUAUCCGGGCCGGAUGAGCGUCAAGGAUCGGCGACUGCUCAAGAUGAUACUGGUGAUAUUUGUGUGGUUUGUCAUCUGCUAUCUGCCCAUUACGGUGGCCAAGAUCUGGAAGAGCGCCAACGAUGUGCACGUCUUCAACAUAAUGGGCUAUCUGCUGAUCUAUCUGACCACCUGCAUCAAUCCGCUGAUCUAUGUGCUGAUGAGCUCCGAGUACAGGCGCGCCUACUGGAAUCUGCUGCGCUGCCACCAGUCCGAGCAGCAGCAGCAGCAGCAGCGGGCCCUCAAGAAGCAUCUCGAAUCAAAUCGGGCGCUCAAAACGUGAUCCAUGUGGCAGUCGAGACGCAUCCCGAGUUCCGUCCCAGCAGUGAAUAUCCAUAUACAUACAUACAUACAUACAUAUAUAUGCUAUGAAGAAAGGUUUUUCCAGAAAAGGUGUGACCGCAUUAUUAAAGGGGAAUACAUAUACCCAUACAAAUCCAUAUCCAUAUCCAUAUCCAUAUCCAUAUCUGUAUCCGUUUCCGUCUAAAAGCUUACUUUUAUAUUGAAGCUUUCUAGAGCCCGUACAUUGAUAUACCUAUGUAUAUUAUAAAAGAUAUGACCGUAUACUAACUGGCCUAGAAAUCCAUAUCCGUACGCCCAUUUAUACGCGUAUAUAGUGCUAUAUAGUAUGCCCUGAUGGCAUACAAAUCCACCUGCAUAACCGUUAAACUUUUAUGCAUCAUAAUAUAGAAAGAUUAUAUCUCUAUAUAUAAAUAAUAUAGGGUCACACCUUUUGGUAUGAUAUAUAUCAUACCUAUAGAUGUCAAAUGUUACGCAUAUCCAUAUUUUCAUUUACAUAUACAUAUAUAUCCACAAAAUACGAUAAAUCCCAUAUAGAGAUAUAUAUGUUAUAUAUGUGAUAUAUAGACGAUUUAUAUAGUUAUCAGACUGAAUGACAUACUUAUUUGUCAUUCAGCUAGAUAAUUGUCUAGUUUAUUCGAUAUACAUAUCAUAUAUAGGCUCCAAGUCGAUAGCUUUAUUGAAUAUGGAUAUUGGAUAUGGAUAUGGAUAUGAAUAUCGAGUUAAGGUCGCUGCUAACUUUUUUUUUUUGUGUAACAAAGAU